Molecule: messenger RNA, 589 nt
Organism: Coccomyxa subellipsoidea C-169
Lineage: Eukaryota; Viridiplantae; Chlorophyta; Trebouxiophyceae; Coccomyxaceae
Exons: 4
Coding region: 69-263 (64 amino acids)
Source: RefSeq, a predicted model, not a curated record
CACAUUAGAUACCAGCCUUGAGGUGUGAUCAGGCUCGCAGGGAGAGAGGCUGCAGCGCGGGAGACGUCAUGUCGUCGAAGGCAGCUGCCUUGCACCACCUAACCACAGAGAGCACCCUGACCACAGUCACGAGGGAACUGAAGUACUUGUGGCCCUUUGUUGCGGGGCUCGGCGCCUGCGGCUACGUCUUUCUGAAGGUUGGCCUGAGCGUGACUGACGAGGACGUGAAGAACUCAAAGUUUUCCAACCCGAACAAGCACUGAGAUGGCCCGCUUGGACACACAUGCAUAUGCGCUGCAUACUUCUGCAAGACUGGACUGAGACAGAUGACCGAAGCUGUUUCUGUCGGCCUGGCAGGAAUGUCAGCAUGUGUUCAGCAGCUCACUGUCUCAGGAGAAUCAGCGAGCCAGCAAAUGCUGUGCAGAUCUCGGAGGCGUGCACAGGCUUGAAUCAAGAUUUUUGAUGAGCAGGAGAAUUUCAUGGUUUGAGGGAAUCUGAUGCUGCGCUAGUACAGCUCUGAACAGCAUGAGACAGUUCUGCCCUUUUUGUGUGGCAAGAACUUCCCAGAUGUAAAGGACAUUGCAGGGAA